CGUAGUGCCCGGAUCACGUGAGACGGGGGUUGGCGCAUGCGUAGUACCUGCUGCAAGAAUCACGUGAGACGGGGUGGCGCAGGCGCAGGCGCAGUGCUCGGUCCGGCGGCGGAGGGAUGGGGUUCUAACCUUGCCUUGGAUUCCUCAUGGAAAGAAUGGGCGGAGUUGAAAAUGAUAAACGUUAUUGUAUUGUGUUAAAAGAUUUUACUACAUGUGGAAUAAAGGUCCCGCGAGGGUCUUUGGGAUAUUUCAACCGCUCAAGACGUGAGGAAAUGUCCGCAACUGUGGAAAACGUCAAGCAAGUGGUAAAGUUGCAACCAGGAAAUUAUAAAGCAAUCAAAAAGGAAGAAGCGGAGCUACUUGUUGAUAUCCAGGAUCUUUCUCAUCGAUAUGAGCUCUUUAAGAACGAACCGCUCUUCAGAUCCAUUGCUAAAGUCCAAAUCAAUGACGUAGUUCAACUUCGAAAGAACAACAAGGUGGUAGGAAUUGUCAAGAAUAUUGAAAAUUCCACGAGAAAAAAAGAAUUGGAUCUAUAUGGAACAUUGUUUCAAGUAAGCUUGAUGGAAGACAAUAGAUCAAGUCGGAAGAAAUGUGAUACAUGCGUGAAGGUUAAUGCAGGAGAAAUCAUUCAGGUCAGCAACACUGAAGUAGAACCAUUUGACCGUGGGAAGAACUCUUCUAAACACAUUUCCAAAGCUCUGACUCAAAUCAGCCCUGAUCUUUUUGAGGGAUGUGAGAAUCCUGCUCUUGAGGUUGGGUCAAUGGUUGAAGUACAAUUAAGAAGCAUUCUUGUCUACGGAGUUAUUAGAUGGAUUGGUAUACCAGAAGGAAAGGUGCAAAGGAUGGCAGGAAUUGAAUUGGACUAUGAGCAGAAAACUGGCUCUGGUGGCACAUUUGAGAAAAGGCAAUAUUUUGUCUGUGAAAAGAAUAAAGCAUUAUUUAUACAGCUUGGAGACUGUAAACCAGAUGCACGUUUUCUCACACGUGAACUAAAGAAUGUGCGCACAACCCCAAUUAAUGCACCAGAGAAAAUGAUUGCAGAUGAUCACACAAUGGAAGAGGAUGUUCCCCCAGUACAUGAGGAUGAGGUGCAGCAGUUGAUGGCAGGGAGAAUGAAAGGGAUUCAGGGACAUUACAAUUCUUGUUACCUGGACUCUACAAUUUUCAGUUUGUUCACGUUCAGUUCAGUAUUGGAUGGUAUACUUCACAAGCCCGGAGGACAUGACGAGAAAAUUCAACAAAUACUGAGGGAGGAUAUAGUCAACCCAUUGCGAACGACUGGGUUUGUGAAUGCAGAGAAGGUGAUGAAAUUGAGGAAGCUGUUAGGAUGUGACACGUUUGUUUCGGCAGAGAAGGAUCCAGAAGAGUUUAUCAAUGUCCUACUGCAUGAAGUCUUGGCGGUUGAUCCACUGCUAAAGAUCAGGUCGGGUGAGAAAAUUCAGGAAAGCAACUGUUAUCAGAUAAUCCUGGAUAAAGAUGACACAGUUAAAGUGCCAACGGUACAGUUUCUCCUGGAGCGAUCCUUCCUCUCCUGUGAUUUGAAAUUUGAGGAGAUCCCAUCAUGUCUUCUGGUGCAGAUGCCAAGGUUUGGAAAACAGUUUAAAAUGUUCACAGAAAUCAUGCCCUCGCUGGAACUAGAUAUUACAGACUUACUCAACAACUCUCUGAGGCAGUGCUUCAUUUGUGGAGUGGUGGCAGAAUAUGAAUGUGCUCAGUGCCUUCUGGAUCCAAUGCUGAGUCCGGGUGCUAUCAAGCAGUACUGUGACACUUGCAACAGCCAGGUUCAUUCCCACAAGGGGAGGAAGGACCACCAAUUCCGAAAAUUUCCUUCUCCGAUCAAUGUUUGCGUCAAAGCCCCUUUUCCACGGCACAAGAUGGAAUUGUUUGCAGUACUUUGCAUUGAAACCAGCCACUAUGUGUCAUUUGUGAAAUAUGGCGCCAGCAAAAAUUCAUGGCUGUUCUUUGACAGUAUGGCUGAUCGAAUUGAUGAAGAGAAUAUCCCAGAGAUUACGAUUUGUCCACAAAUAGGUGAUUACCUGAUGAUAUCAGAGGAAAUGCUGGCUUAUACCAACCUGAAGCAGCUUGAUGGAUUUGCUAAAAGACUUUUCUGUGAUGCCUACAUGUGCAUGUACUGGAGCCCAAGGAUGUGUUUGUAUAAGUGACUCUCGAGAUCUAACGGCUGAGUGAUUUUGCUCCGGGCAACAAAUGGAAAUGGCCCUUAUCACACUGAAUGACUGGUUCAAUAGCAAUGCACAACAAAUGAUUAAUUCCUUCUCUAUCAAAGAAUCUACUGGACUUUGUAAAGUAAUACUGUACAUAAGAGUAAUUGUUUGAAUUUUAUGAUGAAAUGACAUUUGAAAUGAAUGUUCUGCUGCAGUUUUUACUUGUUAUUUCUGCACAUUAAUGGAUAUAUAUAUAUAGGAGAAUUAUUGAGAAAAUUAAAGUGUAGAACUACA
Leucoraja erinaceus (little skate) is the source of this 2456-nucleotide messenger RNA. RefSeq names its product cylindromatosis (turban tumor syndrome), b (gene cyld2). NCBI's taxonomy places the organism in Eukaryota, Metazoa, Chordata, Chondrichthyes, Rajiformes, Rajidae. Bases 147 to 2162 code for a protein of 671 amino acids. Gene Ontology annotation, molecular function: K63-linked deubiquitinase activity; cysteine-type deubiquitinase activity. Gene Ontology annotation, cellular component: cytosol. The record is from RefSeq and is a predicted model, not a curated record. The transcript has 14 exons. Gene Ontology annotation, biological process: protein K63-linked deubiquitination.